Molecule: messenger RNA, 300 nt
Organism: Pseudozyma flocculosa PF-1
Lineage: Eukaryota; Fungi; Basidiomycota; Ustilaginomycetes; Ustilaginales; Ustilaginaceae
Exons: 4
Coding region: 1-300 (99 amino acids)
Biological process (GO): regulation of transcription by RNA polymerase II; poly(A)+ mRNA export from nucleus; positive regulation of DNA-templated transcription
Cellular component (GO): nuclear pore; SAGA complex; DUBm complex
Molecular function (GO): transcription coactivator activity; chromatin binding
Source: RefSeq, a predicted model, not a curated record
AUGGAGGAAGGCGAGAUCUCAAACGACGACCUCUACAACGCCCUCCACCAGCGUCUGGUGGCUACGGGCGAGUGGGCUCGCCUGUCGACACUGCUGAAGCGCAUGCUCGACGAUAGCGGCUGGGAGGGUGACCUCAAUGGACACGCCCUCGAACUGGCAAAGUCGCAGCAGACGCUAUCCAUCCACGACCUCAUGGCCUCGCUCACACCACACGCCAAAGAGACGCUACCAACGCACAUCAAGACCCACAUCGUCUCGCUGCUCCGCGACUUUCUCGAUCGCAACCUCGAAGACGCCUGA